Messenger RNA from Lodderomyces theae, 1668 nucleotides. RefSeq lists its product as uncharacterized. The transcript has a single exon. Lineage: Eukaryota; Fungi; Ascomycota; Pichiomycetes; Serinales; Debaryomycetaceae. The coding region runs from base 1 to 1668 and encodes 555 amino acids. The record is from RefSeq and is a predicted model, not a curated record. Gene Ontology annotation, molecular function: protein binding.
AUGCCCCCAGCAAAGAUACCAGGCUACUACUUUGAUGAAUCUCGUGGAAGGUACUUUAAGAUAACAAAUGGGGCUGUUACCACGAGUGAUGGUGUGUCUCAAAAGUAUCACAACAACUCCGUACAAGCAGAAAAGCGUAAUCAACACUUUGAUAGUGUAGAGAAACUAGAGCAGAGCAAACACGACAAACUUAGACAGAAGAAGCGUCGUGGCCAACAUGUCAUCAGAAACCCCCACGCCAAGCCUUUUGCAUCGUCAGAGAAACUCGAACAAAGACUACGAAGAAUUGAACAGGACAAUCUCGCAUUCGUUGGCUUCAAAACCGGAACCAUUAAUUUGGACAAUAUCUACUAUAAAGGUGAUAUCGUUGAUAGAGCAAAAUUGGGAGACAUUCCGGCGCGGAAACAAGACGUACCGCCGCAUGGCGAAAUUGUGGCUUUUCACAAAGAGUACUUUAUCGUGGCGACAGAAAACCAAUGGGGUGACGACGUCCUAGGUUUAGUUGCUUUCACUAACUCAGGUCAAAUGUACGCCACUGAGCAGUGUACUUAUUGCGAGAAAAAUGGCGAGUACUUGAGAUUAACAUCUGGUCUGAUCAUGAAUACUGUUUUUGGGAACAAAAAUUAUCAAAUCAGUUCUACAUACGCAGGAUACGAUAGUUCUGAUAAUAGAUCCGAUAUUCUACAGGUGUGUUAUUUUCUGGGACUCAGGUUUUGUACCGUACUCAAGUUUCAAACGUUUUCUUUAUCCAAUUUUGGUCGUUUUGAGGAUUUGACACUACCGUUGAUGAAAUUUCUCAAGAAUCAGUUCUCCAAAUUACAUACAAAGGGUCGCGCUCUUAGCAAGAUAUUUGGAUUAGACGCAUUUGAAUUGGUGGGUUCAUCCAAGUCCAGUAUUGAAGAAAUGAAUUUGUUGUUGAAGAAUAGUAGCGCCAAUGAUACUUUGGUGGAGACUCGCUUGAAUACGUUUUUGUCAACGCACGACAAAUUCAAGCCAAAAUAUUUCUACCGGCCAACAAAUAAUAAAGUUAAGUAUAGGAUUGAAAAUUGUGUUGUACUGGAAGGUCGAAUAGUGAUUAUAACUACAGAUGGCCAAAUUGUCUAUUUUGAGUUGAAUCAUGAGUCGAAAAGAUUUGAAAAUUUUAAACUAUUUACAACCAAGGUGUUUAUGGUGGCAUGUCAGCUUGCUCUACUGGGAGAUUUUAUCUAUGUUGGUACGUCCAAGGAGAUUUUGGCAAUCAACUACAAAGAUAAACAGUUGGAACGACAUGCCAUUCAUGGACUUCGAAAGUUUUUCAUUUUAUCACCAACACAAUGGUUGAUUAUCACUCGGAACCAAAUUUGUUUCUACGACUCCACAAUGGAAAAGCUUGACUUGAUAAUGUCAUACAACAACAAGAACGACGCUCGUCAACAAUUUGAACUUGUCAAUAAUCACUUGAUCUUUAAUGUGGACACCAAAUUUAAGGCGAUUAACUUAUCUCGAGCAGUUGUUGAACAAUCGGCGAUAUUGGAAAUACAAACUGAGACUUCUAAAAGCGGGAUUUUCAAGGACUUCAAGUUGGAUCGCAUAAUCGACAUGGGGAUUCAAAAUGGUUUCACGGUUGUAGGAUUUCAAUUCGUAUCUCAAGACCUGGUGUAUGGCAAAUUUGAAUCGCAUUACAUUUAG